AUGGCUACUCACCAGCUUUUACAGAUGAGGCAAAAGAAUAAAUCCUCCAAGGAAUCAGUGUUGUUCCCCAACAAAAUUACUACUGAACAGCAGUCUGUGGUGCUGGUGAAAAGGCUUCUGGCUAUCUCUGUAUCCUGUAUAACAUACCUAAGAGGGUUGUUCCCAGAGAGUUCAUACGGAACUCGCUAUUUAGAUGACCUCUGUCUAAAAAUUCUCCGAGAAGAUAAAAGCUGUCUGGGAUCAUUGCAGAUAGUCAAGUGGAUUCAAGGUUGUUUUGAUGCUUUGGAGAAGAAAUUUUUACAUAUUGCUGUCCUAGCAAUUUACACCAAUCCCAAGGAACCGGAGACAGUGACUGAACUAUAUCAAUUCAAAUUCAAGUACAAAAAGAAUGGGCCGCAGAUGGACGUUGUCAGCAACAAAAUGAACUUCAUGAACGGGAUGUGCAGCGAGGAGGUUAAAAAAGCCAGCAGUCUCCUGAUCCGUAAACUGUACUUAUUAAUGCAAAACCUUGGGCCACUUCCCAAUGACAUUAUCUUGACCAUGAAACUCCUCUAUUACAAUGAUGUAACUCCUGAAGAUUACCAGCCCCCUGGCUUUAAGGAAGAUGGCAGCCCUGGUAAUCUGCUCUUUGAUGGUGAUCCUGUCAACCUGAAAGUGGGGUCUGUCUCCACUGGCUUCCACAUCAUGAAAGUGAGAGUAACAACUGAAAAUAAAAGAAUGGGAACAGUUGAAAGCAGACUGAUCCAGAAGAACGGUCCUGCUGAGAUCUCCCAUCAAGGGUUAGACUGCGAUGAAGAAGAAGAGGAGGGGAGCCCCAAGAACAACCCUCUCCCUGCUAGAGCAGAUUCAAGUGAGCAUGGAGAGGACAAAAGUGACAUGUAUCCAGGCUGGAAAACUCAAGCGUCUUCGUUUUGUCUUCAGGAUACAGGUGGAAAGGAGAAGACAAGAAUAAAAGAAACAGGGAAAAUGUGUUGCUCGAGGACAUCUCCACAGAUAAGCUGCCUGAACCUUUCAUUUAGCCAGGAAGAGGUAAUAGGACCCAAGAAGAAAAGGAAGGUCAGUGAACCAGAGAAGCUGCUUCUGGAAGGCAGGAAAUGAUGUUUGUUCUGACACAUAAUACAUUUUAGAAGGUGCGAGUUCUCAUUGUCAUUUCACUAGUGAAGACUCUGUUUUCAUAUUUAACCGUCCACAUUCCACAUAUAUUUUUGCAUAUUUGUCUAGUAAAAACUUUCGAUUGUAAAGAGACAGCAAGCCUAGUAAUUGUCAUGACAAUGUAGCUCAACAGUAUUUGUUUGAUGUUCUAAAGCUGAGGAUUGAUGAUUCCAUA
Messenger RNA from Rhea pennata, 1327 nucleotides. It is a transcript of the gene HORMAD2, whose product is annotated as HORMA domain containing 2. The transcript is spliced from 12 exons. The record is from RefSeq and is a predicted model, not a curated record. Bases 1 to 1098 code for a protein of 365 amino acids. NCBI's taxonomy places the organism in Eukaryota, Metazoa, Chordata, Aves, Rheiformes, Rheidae.